UGACAGAAACGUACAGUGACGUUCAGUAAGCAUUUUGCUUCGAGUGUGUCAACGUCUGGUACAAUUCAGCUCUAAGGUGAACCUCAUUCGUGAACCUCAUUCGUGUUAACAAUUCAUAUCCUUAAUCGGCUUUUGGAGUACUAACAGAAAAUGAAUGAAUCUGGUCUUUUCGAAAUCGAUAUUGAUGGGGACGAUGUGGUUUCAAAACAUUACCAUGUCCCUGAGUCAAAAUAUGUCCACAAACUGGAUGACAUUUCCUCAAGACCCACAUCACUUCAGACCAGUGAAGCUUACCAACAAAAUCAAUAUGAAAAUAAACUGGUUUCUCAACAUGACUUCCUGAAAGAAUGCCAAAAUCUUGUGGCAGUGGAUGGUUUUUCCAGCUUGUCAGAAAUAACAUUUAAAGAAUACCAAAGCCUUGAAGCACCAGAAGCCUCAGAAUACCAAGUCCUUGAAGGACCGAUUGAUUGUCUAAAUCAGCCAGAAGCCUCAGAAUACCAAGUCCUUGAAGCACCGAUUGAUUGUCUAAAUCAGCCAGAAGCCUCAGAAUACCAAGUCCUUGAAGCACCGAUUGAUUGUCUAAAUCAGCCAGAAGCCUCAGAAUACCAAGUCCUUGAAGCACCGAUGGAUUGUCUAAAUCAGCCAGAAGCAUCAGAGAAAGUUCCUGACUGUCCUAUAUUACUGACCCCAGAGGUGACAAUUAAGGCCCAGGAGUCCACCAAGAAGAGAAACACACCUUACUUGCUGAAGGAAAAAUUUAUCACAACAAAACCCAUGAUUCCUGUGGCAUUUGUUGUGUCAGGAGCAAGGCAAGACCAGUGUAUAGAAGUGUCAAUGCGAUACAGUGAGAAUCCCAACCAGAACAAAUCCGUGAAUGUUUGCAAACUGCAUCAGGAAUGUGAAAUUUGCAAGGUUAAUCAGAGGAACCACCCAGAGAAUUUCAACUUCUGCAUCAACCAGCCCGAAAAGUUCUUAUGUCAGUAUAUUUUAAUGGAUGGACACCCGACUGCCCUCCUUACUUUAAAAGAUGAUGUCAUUUCUGAAGAUGGAAAGGCCACGUUUAAUAUCAUAUUUCCUUGUUUGAACUCCUGCAACAUACAUAGGAGUUAUGGGAAAAAACUACAUUUGAUUCUGAAGAUUUUUGAUAGCAGCCAGAAUCAGUUGAGUGAUCUUAUACAGUAUAAGGUGAAGGUUUGUAAGAAUGUGAAACGUGACCAUGUGGGCAACGAUGAACUUCCCUGGGACCAAGAAGAGCUGGACAUUCAUCAGGCCCAAUUCAAAGGGCACAAAAUUCCCAAGGCCGAUACUAUUAUUCUGCCAGAAAUAUCAGACUUACAAGCUUUGGAUGAAUACAUCUUGUCAUCUUUCGCGGGAGGCCAGCAGGCAAGUGAGACCUGGGCCACAUACCCUGUAACAAUACAGGUCCAAGAGUCCUCCAAGAAGAAAAACAUUCCAUAUUUGGUGAAGGAAAAAUUUAUCACAACAAAACCCAUGAUUCCUGUGACAUUUGUUGUGUCAGGAGCAAGGCAAGACCAGUGUAUAGAAGUGUCAAUGCGAUACAGUGAGAAUCCCAACCAGAACAAACCCGUGAAUGUUUGCAAACUGCAUCAGGAAUGUGAAAUUUGCAAAGAUAAUCAGAGGAAUCACCCAGAGAAUUUCAACUUCUGCAUCUACCAGCUCGAAAAGUUCUCCUGUCAGUAUAUUGUAAUGGAUGGACACCCGACUGCCCUCCUUACUUUAAAAGAUGAUGUCAUUUCUGAAGAUGGAAAGGCCACGUUUAAUAUCAUAUUUCCCUGUUUGAACUCCUGCAACAUACACAGGAGUUAUGGGAAAGAACUAAAUUUGAAUCUGAAGAUUUUUGAUAGUGAGAAGAAUCAGCUGGGUAAUCCUAUACAGUUUGGAGUGAAAGUGUGCAAGAAUAUAAAGCGAGAUCAUGUAGAUGAUGAAUAUCCCAGGGCAAGCAAAAGGAUUAGAAACUCCAUUAAGGAGGAAGUUGUGACUAACAAGAAUAUUAAGAUAGCUGAUGUGCCUGAUUACGGAGUAGGGCCCAACAACAAUGCUUCAGGCACAGAGGAACAGGAACUCCCUAACUGGACCUGCUUUUUAAUGAAAAAUCUGGAACAUCAGAAGCAAGUGGUUUCCAUGAUUAAAAAACUUCAGGGAGAAGUCUUCUCUUUUGAUGACCCAGUAAUGGCAUUGGAGUGAUUUGAAGCUGUGACUGGAAAAGUAAUGGCAACCUGUGACUAGAAGGUCGUAACACAAUAUUUACUGUAAGCUGUCAAAAUGUAUGAAGCAAAGAUGUAAAUGUUUCCUCAGUGAGGCAGUGCAUUUUGUUUGUUUUAUCCCUGUAUAUUUCCAUGCUGGUAUUGCUUUAGCUAUUAUUUUUUCACCAGACUUAUUCAUUUUUAUUUUCUUUUAUUAGUUGUAGUAUUCUUGUAAUUGUUAUUAUUAUAUUAUAAUGGUAAUAUUUAUGAUUUUUUAUGCUUUUGUUUUUCUCUUUAAUUGUAUUUUCCUUAUUUUUUUUUUUUCAUUUGCAUUAUAAACAGUAAACAGUUUUGUAUUAAUUACAUUAUAGAGGUAAAACAAAACAAAAGUUUCAUGAGAUACUUUUAAAUUAUUAGUUGGUGUGUGUGUGUGUGUGUGUGUGUGUGUGUGUGUGUGUGUGUGUGUGUGUGUGUGUGUGUGUGUGUGUGUGUGUGUGUGUGUGUGUGUGUGUGUCUGUGUCUGUGUGUGUGUGUUUCCAUUCUUAAUGCUUGGGAGUACCAGUUGUUACCUUUAUUUCUUUAGAUGUAGGGCUAUGUUACUUGUCUGUAAAGAUAGGGCUAUUGGAAGCAUAGUUUAUGAGAUGAAAUCUUUGUGCUAAUGUUGCACUGAACAAAGUUGUAAAACAUGCACAAGAAAUCAAUAUAGGAAAAGUAUUAUAUUUAAUGAUUAUAGAGAUUUAUUAGUGUAUUUCACUAAUGUUUGUGUAAACUUGAUAUUCACUUUCAUCCAAGCAGACAUGUAUUGCAAGGUGAAUAAAAGAGUGUAGAUCUGUUGAUACCUUUCAGUGCAUUUGUGUUGUUGACUUUAGGUAGGUUACAGGCUAUUCAUCAUAUAAUGAAUUAGUCUAAAUUUACAGCAGCCAUUAAAUUAUUUCCCUUAAGUCAGGCUAUAAUUUACAGAAACAGGAAGUAUUAUAUACCAUUCCAGUGUCACUGUAUACAUUUAUGAGUGCUUAUUCUCACCAGUUUGUGUAUAUGUCUGUCUAUGCACACACACAUACACUACAUGUAUAGGAUGGAAGAGUUUUCAUUGUCCUAUCUUUGCUUAAUUUGGUGAACUUUCUAUUUGUGUACCAGUGCAUGAAACUAGUCACAAUAAAGUGACUGCCAUUUUCAGUAUUGUUGUACAAAUUAAACAAGUUGGCUACAUAUUUGACACAGACACACUAGCCCAUCCACACAUUUACGAAUGCAUGCAUGUAUCCCCAAGAGAUCCCCACACCCAUACCCAUCCAACCCCUCACACACAUGUAUAAUAAAAGAAAUUAGAAAUAUAUAUAUAUAUUACAAUUAUAUUUUAGAUUUAUUGAUCUAUUUUUUUUUUUUUUUUUUUUUUUUUUUUUUUUUUUUUUUUUUUUUUUUUUUUUACAUAAAUGAUAAACAGUAAUAUUUAACCCAUUCGCCACAUGUGGCAAGAAUAGAUGCCAUACCCACAUUGAUACACGUUUAUUUGUUGUAUUUACACAUAGAUGGUUCUACAAGUUGUUAAUCACCAAAUAGCCAGUUAUCCAGAACUACCUAUUUCACCUGUUUACCUUUUCCCUUCACUUUAGGAAAGGGUUUUUUGUAUCAUUUCAUUGUCUAAAAUAUUCUAAUGACAAUUUGGUAAUCAUAACAUCAAUAACAAUAAUAACAGUAACAAAAGCAAUGGUAUUAAUUUUCCCGCCAAUUCAAUGAAUGGAAAAACCAGGGUCGGUAACUAAGGCCUACUGAUAGACUCCUUGAAUUUUGUGAAUGAAACAAAAUUCACCAAAACCUACAGGGGACAGAACAUAAAUCCGUGGCAAAUGGGUUAAUGUAUUCAUUUCUAUGUAUUAGAUUACAUGUAAAUUUCAUAAAUAUUGCUGAAAGUUUAGUGUCAUGUCACAUUAUACUACAUGUUCUUCAAAGAUUAGGAGUAUUUUGUGACCAGUUUUAAAGGUGAAGAUUUACUAAAGGUAUAACAUAUAAGAAAUGUUUUGUUUCCAUGUAUUAUUAUUGGAUUUUAUGUUAGAGUUAUAUGUGUAAAGUAAAAAAAAAUAUAUCUUGUGGAAUAAAAUAAUGUGACAUAAGAAAUACUAAUUGUUUGAGAAAUGUAUCAGUAGUCUAUAAUUUGGAUAGGUUAUUGGAUUUCCAUGUAUUAUUAUUGGAUUUUAUGUUAGAGUUAUAUGUAUAAAGUAAAAAAAAAAAUAUUUUGUGGAAUAAAAUAAUGUGACAUAAGAAAUACUAAUUGUUUGAGAAAUGUAUCAGUAGUCUAUAAUUUGGAUAGGUUAUUAGACUUAACAAUGUGUUUCAGUCAUUUUGUCUGUAGGUUUUUUUGUGUAGUUUCACAAUCCCUUAUCCAAAAAACACUGGGCCAGCUGUUUGGGGGAUUUAAUUUUUGGUCUGAUUUUAUAAAUGAAAUUAGCUCCCUACUGGGGCAUAGGACAGUACUCCACAAUCAAACAUUACUACCACAACAAAAGUUUAUUAUAUCUUUAGAAUUUUGGAUAAAGGAUUGUAAACCUAUAUUUGUUAUUCAUUCUUGGUGCAUGUUUAAGCAAUACACAUGGCAAAAACUCCACAGCAUUUACUUCUAUAUGUAGUAAAUAGCUAAUGUUGUUGUCAGCAAAGAAAGUAACUUUUACACCAACACUAACCUACAGCUAACCUUUACUAACAUCCCUUUUGCUUCCCUCUUUUUUUUUUUUUUUUUUUUUUUAGUAAGUAAGUAAGUUCUUUUAGUAUUAGUAUUUUAGAUAAGUUCUUUUAGUAUUAGUAUAUUCUUUCUUUUUUCCUCCAGUUCUUCUUCUUCCUCCUCUUUUUCUUCUUUUGUUUCCUUCUUUUUAGCAUUUGGUGAUAAUGCCUUCAGUGGGAUGUUCUUUUUUUGUCCUCUCUUGAAUAUGUUAGUUGUAUAGUGUCUUGGUAAUUUUCUGGUUGAUUGCUGCUUUUGACUCCUAUGACACUGACAACAACAUCAGUGGUGGAUGCAGAAUGGGAGGUAAUAAAAAUGUUUAACUGCAUAACUUUUAAAGAAUUAUACAAGGUUUUACUACAUGAUAACAAAUUGUCUCAUGGUAUUUUUAUUAAUACAGCAAAUUUUGAAUGCUCUGAAUUAUAUGCAGUUCCACUCUCAUUCAAGGUUUUUAUCAUUAAAUAAAUAAAACUGUAUUAUCCA
Molecule: messenger RNA, 5400 nt
Organism: Penaeus indicus
Lineage: Eukaryota; Metazoa; Arthropoda; Malacostraca; Decapoda; Penaeidae
Exons: 9
Coding region: 151-2205 (684 amino acids)
Biological process (GO): regulation of DNA-templated transcription
Cellular component (GO): nucleus
Molecular function (GO): DNA-binding transcription factor activity; transcription cis-regulatory region binding
Source: RefSeq, a predicted model, not a curated record